GGUUACAUUCACACAUACACACACACACAAAACAAAACGUUGCGGUUUUAGUCCGACCCACUCAUUCACGCACCUGCGAAAUAUUUACCGAGCGGUCAGCCACUACCACCACCACGCUUCGUAAUCGAUAAAUGUCAACCUGCUGUGAUUUUAUUUGGUUCUGGCGGUAAUUUGCAGUUUGUUUUAUGGCAUGAUAUAAAAUGCGUUGUUCGGAUUGGGGGCGUGUCUCCAAGCGCGAUCCGUAGGAAACAUUCCUUUUCCAGGGAUAUUUUAUUACAUAAAUUAGUAACGUUGAUCCCCUAACCGCCUGUCUCUUGGUAGUGUGAAUUAGACCGCAUUCACAAUAUGUGAGUUCGUUAUUGUCUCUAUCUGUGAGGGUUUUAAGCAGUAGCAGCGCGCUUUCAGUUCUCCUUUCCACUGAAGCUGAACGGGCCCCGUCUCGUCUCAUAAUAUCCUCAAACAUGGAGCACGCCGGCUGCGUCAACAUCUGCAGUCUCACCAGCACCUUACCGGUGAUCCCGUACCGGAAACUAACGGACCUGCACUACAUCAGUAAAGGCGGCUUCGGGACCGUGUUCAGGGCGCAGCACAGCGACUGGCGCACCACGGUGGCGAUCAAGUGCUUGAAACUGGAUUCACCGGUUGGUGAGAGGGAGAGAAACUGUUUAUUGAAGGAAGCUGAGGUGCUUCACAAAGCUCGAUUUAACCACAUCAUCCAGAUCUUUGGGGUUUGUAAUGAGCCCGAGUUCUUCUGCAUUGUGACUGAGUACAUGACCAACGGAUCACUGGACGAGCUCCUGCAUGAGAAAGAUAUGUACCCAGCGGUGGCCUGGCCAUUGAGGCUGCGUAUUCUUUAUGAGAUCGCUUUAGGAGUUAACUUCCUUCACAACAUGACACCACCCCUUCUGCACCAUGACCUUAAAACUCAGAACAUCCUGAUGGAUGGGGAGUACCAUGUUAAGAUCGCUGAUUUUGGCUUAUCUAAAUGGCGCCAACUCUCGAUCACUAAAGGGUCCAGCUCCAAACCUGUAGAAAUGGGAGGCACAGUCAUCUAUAUGCCACCUGAGGAGUACGAACCUUCCAAAAACCGCAGAGCUGAUGUCAAAUAUGACAUGUACAGUUACGCCAUCAUCAUGUGGGAAGUGCUUUCAAGACGGAUACCGUAUGAAGAGGCCACCAAUCCCAUGCAGAUCAUGUUCAGCGUUCUCCGUGGAUCGCGACCCGACACGGGCCUGGACAGUCUGUCAGCAGACAUCCCCAGCCGAGAGACCCUCAUUAACCUCAUGACCUGCGGCUGGACCGCCAACCCAGAUGAACGGCCCUCCUUUCUCAAUUGUCUUAUUGAACUGGAGCCCAUGAUGAGAAGAUUUGAUGAGAUUGAUUUCUUGGAAGCAGUGUUGGAAGUCAAACGAAGUAAGUAUAUGAGGCCAUCAAGCUGUUGCUCAUCGACUCAAAAAAUUCAGGAAAAGAUUGUGAAGGAACCAAAUGUCCCUUGGCCAGACAACAGUUCAACAUCUGGAUCAGGAUCCUGCUCUUCCCAGGAAGCAGAAAUGUCCCAUCCGGGCUUCCUUACCAUAUCAAAUCCCUCUCAAGCAGGUGUGUCAGGUGCUCAGGCUGGUCCACAGGCAUCAUUAAUUUCCCUUCCACUUGAUGCUCCAAAGCCUCUUGUGGACCACUGCUCUCGGAACAACCUCAGUCCCGAAUACCAGACGGCGCAGCCUGUGUCCGACAUCAACAUACCUUUUAAACCACGUGCGCCUCAGAGUGAAAUUGACCUGGCUCUUGCCAUACAACCCCUCACACUGCAGCCACACCCACAAGAUUUUGUCACAGCAUCGGACACUCAAGGACUGGCGACUCGCUGGAUUGCUUCCCGAAGGGAGGAAAUCGUGCGGCAGAUGACGGAGGCAUGUCUCAAUCAGAGUUUAGACGCUCUGUUGUCCCGUGAGCUGCUGAUGCGCGAGGACUAUGAACUGGUCAUUAACCAGCCCACGCGUACCGCCAAAGUGCGGAAGCUUCUGGACACUUGCGAGCGGCAUAGCGAGGACUUCUGCCGCGUGGUGGUGCGGAAGCUCCAGGACAACAAACAGAUGGGCCUGCAUCCCUACCCUGACCUCAGCACCACCAGCCCUCCGCCGCCACCUUACACAGCCCCCAGUGCCCCCUUCCUCUCCAACUCUUUCAACAUAAGAAACUUCUGACCUUCUCCCAGCUCCCAAUCACUGCUCUUGAACCGGAGCUCUGUGAGUCCUUCUUUCAGUUAAGGAUGGUUCCUAUUCACACGCUCUUACAUUUGUUUGUGCUGCUUGGCCAAAACUUUGUGUGCCUGGACAAGUGCUUUUGCCCCAGUGGUUAAGGUGUUGGUGCCUAGUACACAUUUUUUAUGGUAUCAACUUGAACAUAUCGUACAAGGCCGACUUUGGUGAAAUAAUCACUAGGCUUGUGUUGGACGUAAUGCCAAAAUCCUUGAUGAAAGGAACGAAAAUUUAAGCAGUACGGCAGUUUGACCUUGUCACGUUUAAACCUUUAUUCCAGCCAUCAAAAGAAUCUGGUUGCUGCUACUUGGA
Molecule: messenger RNA, 2567 nt
Organism: Carassius auratus (goldfish)
Lineage: Eukaryota; Metazoa; Chordata; Actinopteri; Cypriniformes; Cyprinidae
Product: receptor-interacting serine/threonine-protein kinase 2-like
Exons: 11
Coding region: 462-2201 (579 amino acids)
Biological process (GO): innate immune response; positive regulation of canonical NF-kappaB signal transduction; protein phosphorylation
Cellular component (GO): cytoplasm
Molecular function (GO): JUN kinase kinase kinase activity; ATP binding
Source: RefSeq, a predicted model, not a curated record